Molecule: messenger RNA, 802 nt
Organism: Pogonomyrmex barbatus (red harvester ant)
Lineage: Eukaryota; Metazoa; Arthropoda; Insecta; Hymenoptera; Formicidae
Source: RefSeq, a predicted model, not a curated record
UUAUAUAAUGGUAGCGUCCUGACAAAGUGGCACCAUUGAAUCACCGACUGUCAGAAUCACACGACACUCCGUCACAUCUAUUCACCGAAAGAAUGAGAUCCUACACACUUGUAUUCGUUGCCCUUGCGAUCAUCCUCCUUUACACUGAAUAUACAUAUGCAAAAGAAAUAUGUCCACAAGAAAACUGUGUUACACUUGAACGUUGCGAUGAAUCGAUCAAAGGUGAUGUUCUCUGUCAUGAACAAGGUACAUCAUGCUGCAGUGUAGUGAAAACAGAAUUCAGAACUCAUUGCCGUCACCAUGGUGGAAUCUGUAUGGACUCUUGUCCUUCGGUUUUAAAACGCGAUGUAGUUGAUUGCACAGGCAAUCAAGUCUGUUGUGUUUUGGUCUAAAACGGACUAAAUUAUUAACAAUGAUCCAAAAUAUUAUCUCGCUCAGAUUACUUACAUGUCCUAGUUUAAUUAUAAUAAAAUAUCAAAAUAAUAAUUUAAUGUUCAAUAUAUUCUUAAUUUUCUAACAACAAGAAAUAUAUGUAAUAUAAUUAUUAUUUUAUAAAAUUUAUUUUUCUGUAUUAAAAAUAAGCAUACAUUUUUUUUCAAUAUGUAUUACAACAUGCGAGAAAAUCUUAUUGGAUUUGUAUAAUUAUAACAAAACUGGAUCUAAAAAACGAAAAAUUUAUAAGAAAAUGAAAUAUGUAUCAGUCACAAAUAGUAUCUUACAAAGCAAAUUUGUUAUGAGUAUAAUUAUAUCUAUCACUUUCAUAUAAAUCACUUACUUUGAAGAUUUCUUAAAUUUCUACAAA